Cajanus cajan (pigeon pea) is the source of this 727-nucleotide messenger RNA. RefSeq names its product nuclear transport factor 2B. Gene Ontology annotation, biological process: nucleocytoplasmic transport. Lineage: Eukaryota; Viridiplantae; Streptophyta; Magnoliopsida; Fabales; Fabaceae. The record is from RefSeq and is a predicted model, not a curated record.
UUGACCCAAAUAGGAUAAAGAGGUAGGGAAAAAAAUGGGAUUUGGAGUUCGAAUUAAUGGCGUGGGCUUCUCCUUCAUUCUGUUAACUUUCUUUGUACUAUGUUCUGCCACUGAUGAGAGCCAUAUUUUCUUCUCAAGUCAUGAGACACACAUGUUAGCUGUAAAAAGGUUUAAAAUACCUUCCGCCAUUAAAUAUGGUUUGGGAAGGGGAGAGGUAGAGAAUAUGGAUCCACAAACUUUGGCAAAGACAUUUGUAGAAGAUUACUACUCCAACAAAGAGGAAACUUUGGUAGGAACAUUUGUGGAGCACUACUACACCACCUUUGACACCAAUCGAGGAGGCUUAGGAAAUCUUUAUCAGGAAGAUUCUAUGCUCACCUUGGAAGGACAGGAAAUCCGAAGCACUUCCAACAUCGUUACCAAACUCACUUCGCUCCCUUUCCAACUGCACUACCAUUCCGUCUCCACUGUGGAGCAAUCUCUCAAGUUCAGUCAGGUGUUCCAUUUGAUGCCAAAAUCGCAAGGAGGAGGGUUUUAUGUGAUGAAUGACAUGUUCCGUAUCAACUAUGCAUGAACGCAAUACCAUCUAAUAUCCAACAUUAAAUGACACGUGAAAAGUCACUAGAAAAAGCUUGUUUAAAACUUUCAUUUGAUAAUUAAGACCCAACAUGGGUUCUUUUUCAUUGGAUUGUUGAAUGCUUGCUUGGUAAUUGUAUAUGUUACUAUA